Molecule: messenger RNA, 2734 nt
Organism: Stegastes partitus (bicolor damselfish)
Lineage: Eukaryota; Metazoa; Chordata; Actinopteri; Pomacentridae
Gene: pnn
Product: pinin, desmosome associated protein
Exons: 10
Coding region: 12-2048 (678 amino acids)
Cellular component (GO): catalytic step 2 spliceosome
Source: RefSeq, a predicted model, not a curated record
CUUUGUGUUAGAUGGCGGUGGCGGUGCGGAGCUUGCAAGACCAGCUCGAAAAAGCCAAGGAAAGCUUAAAAAAUGUGGACGAUAAUAUUCGCAAAUUGACCGGACGGGAUCCCAAUGAGUCAAGACCGGGCCAGGUCCGUCGGCUCGGCGGCCCCAUAGCAGGCCUCGGAGGAGGUAGAGGCAGAGGAAUCAACCUGCUCAGGCGUAGUCUCUCAGACAUGGGAAGCGGCGGCCCUCCUGCCAAGCAGAGGGACAUCGAAGGAGCCCUGCUGAGGCUGGCAGGGGACCAGAGGGCCCGGAGAGAUACGCGUCACGACAGCGACGCCGAAGAUGAUGACGAUGUCAAAAAGCCGGCGUUGCAGUCGUCUGUAGUAGCUACCUCCAAAGAGAGAACACGCCGAGAUCUUAUUCAGGAUCAAACCAUGGAUGAGAAGGGCAAACAGAGGAAUCGGCGCAUGUUUGGCCUGCUGAUGGGCACACUGCAGAAAUUCAAGCAGGAGUCCAAUGUCUCUUCUGAGAAGCAAAAGCGACGUUCAGAGAUUGAGCAGAAACUCGAGGUUCAGGCAGAGGCUGAGAGAAAGAAGGUGGAGAAUGAAAAAAGGGAGCUGUUUGAAGAGAGGAGAGCCAAGCAGACAGAGUUGAGACUACUGGAACAGAAAGUGGAAUUAGCUCAACUGCAAGAGGAGUGGACUGGCCACAAUAAUCGCCUGGUGAAAUACAUUCGCACCAAGACUAAACCUCACAUCUUCUACCUGCCUGGAAAAAUGUGCUCCGCAACACAGAAACUCCUCGAUGACUCCACCAAGAAACUAAAUGCUGUGUUUGAAGAGAGGCGUGAGGCAUUUGCCGAACACCUCAGCAAGAUGGAGUCGCGUCCCCGGCGACAGCCAAACCGCGACCAGGACGGCAACACAGCGGCCACAGGAACGGACCACACGGUGGAGGGUAAGCCAGCAGGUCAGGUAGUCAAGGUGACAGGUAAUAAGGGUACUAUAGAGAUGGAGGAAGAGGAGGAUGAGGACGAGGAGGAGGAGGAGGAGGAAAGGGAAAAGGUGGGGGAUAGAAAGGUGGCAGAGAGGGAUGAUAGGGAGCAGAGGGAGGGAGGAGAGAAAGAACUGAAGAAGGAAGAGGAGGAAGGGAUGGAGCUGAGUGAGGAGGGAAGUGAGGAGAAGAAGGGAGAGGAACAGAAGGGAGACAAGGAGGCGAGUCCAGGGUCAGAGGAGAUGGAGGUGGAGCAGGGGGCAGAGAAGGAGGAUAGAGGUAAGGAAAAAGAGGCAGAAACAGACAGUAGACAGGGGCCCACAGACCUCCAAAAUGAAACGACUGAGGACAUCCAGUCUUCUGAACCAACUGUAAGCAAUCAGGAAGCACCAAAUGCAAGUCAUCAGCCUCUACCCAGCUAUGCUGCAGGGGAACCAGCAGUAGAGUCCCCUGUGACCCAGGGGCCCUCUCCGAUCCCAGAACCCCAAACAGUCUCUGCCAUGCCUGAGCAGGAUUUUGCCAUCCCUGGAUUUAAGGCUCAGGACUCUAGUGUCGAGCACCAGGCAGUGGAAGAAAAACCAGCAGAAGACGCCCCACCAAAACUGUCCGAUUCCCAGGAGAACCCCAUCAUUACCCCUGCUAAGGAGGAUGAGAAUGGCAGCAGGGGUCGGAAGAAGGAAAAGGAAUCGAGAAAAGGUCGCAGUCGUAGUAACAGCUCCUCGUCUUCCUCCUCCGGCUCUUCCUCCAGUGGAAGUUCUUCUUCUUCCUCUGGAUCUAGCCGCUCCUCGUCGUCGUCUUCAUCCUCCUCAUCCUCGUCGUCCAACAGCAGCAGCCGAAGUCGCAGCCGGGAGAGCGGCAAGCGCAAGAGGAGGCCGUCGGAUAGAGGCAGGGACAGGAAGAAAGGAGAAGAGAGAAGUCAUCACAAGAGAGGAGGGAGUAGCGGAGGAGGAAGGGACUCCAAGGGAUCGAAGGAGAGGAGGAAGAGGAGGAGCGAGGAAGGGAGGGGCAGGUCUUCCCGGAGUGAUAGGGAGCAUAAAGAUAGAGAUAGGAAGGACAAGAGACGCUAAUCUGGUUCUCAUGCAGCUUCUGUAAAAACACUGAGGGAAGAUAAACCUCCAAAUUUUUACUUUAUGACACCAGACGAGUUUUUAAAAGUAGUAUUUCUUUUCAAAACAACCAGUUUUUCAACUGGGCCCAUCGCAAGUUUUAACAUUGAGGAACUUUUUGGUGUCAUUUAUAUGGCAGUAUCGAAAUUAAAUGGAUGACUGGUUAUGAUUUUCCUCUUCUUUUUCCUUUUGCUUGGCAAACAAGUAGGCCUGUUGGUCACAGGGGGAUCUUACAGGAGAAACACUGUCUCUUACACAGUCACUAAUAUGGAGCCUUUACUACACAGAUCAGAUAGGAGAGACGUCAUUCUAGUCCCAUUAUUUCAGAUUUGGAUUUUGAAAAGAUUCUCAUGAUGCUAUGAAGAAAAAAAAUGGUGUUGAAUGUUUUUCUAGUUUUCAUCCUAGUCCUAUGGCCUAAGGCUGGGGUAUUGAUGGUUACAGUAGGAGUGACCAUUCACAUAUGGUAGUUGUUUAAGUUGUUGUGACAACGCUGUUAAUCUCCAUUUAUUUCCACUGUUUGAUCAAUGUCAAGUGUGAUUUGCUCAAAUGUUGGCUUUUGAAACUGUAUUUCCAUGUUUUUUGUUUUGUUUUGUUUUUUUCGUACCAAAUGAAUCUGCUUCAAAUUAAAGGUGGGGUAUUAGAAGAAA